AUGAAAACUGUUGCGUCUCUUCUUGCAAUAAUUGGAGUCUUACUCACCCGUUGGACUGACAUCCGAGGUGACGAAAGUAUGUGCUAUAAGUUCUGCUGUGAGGAUAAUUCAAACAUAAAUUUAACAAACUGUUGCAGUGAGGCAACUUCGCAUCUGUUACCUCCACGGUUUUACAGCUUUACGUGCGUGAGGCAGCUUCUUGAGCUCUGCGCUUCUUCUGUAAACGAUUCUAAGAUUGAUGUGGCAAAGCAGAAUUUACAACAAAAUUGCAGAAUCAAUUGUACUGAAAAUGUCCUUACUACCUCUCAGUCAACAAACAUUUCGGUUAACUGGGAGGAGCCAAAGUUUUGGCCGGAGGAUAAAGAAUUACCUAGUGCUUUCAAACACAGUUGGGAAAAACGCGGGAAUUUAUUUUGCGGAUGAUGUCGCAUUUGUGGUGAACACGGCCAAAAGCGCCCUUAAACUGUUUGAUCACGUAUAAUUACCCUGUCUUUACUGGAGAGAAAAACUGCGAGAAAAAAACAUUUGUGUGUGGUUUAAACGCGCCACCAGCUUACUUAGUUAUGAAAGAAGGAAACAAUGAUAUCGUAACGGUGGUUUCCUAUUCUGCUGCCCAUCUCUGGCCAAUAAUUUGUAUCUGUGUCACUUGGACGUUGAUAUCAGGAGUUAUCAUAUGGCUGUUGGUAAGUUGAUCAGUCUCCCUCUCGAUAUACAAUGGGUAUUGAUCUGGUACUUGUUUUUACCUAUUUCAAAUCAUGUUCUAUUGUCUCAAGUGAGGCCCGAUAUUACUGUAUGAUAAAUCAAACUAUCGCCGAUCCUCAGCGUACUCAAGGAUGGUUUGGUAAGAAAAUGGCGUAGUAUAUUAAGGACUCACUGAACAUAUGCUACCCGUUUGGUCAUGACAUUUGCAUCCAAUCCAACCAUCGUGCCUCGGCGAUCUCCCUUAUCGAUUGCUCAACAACGUUUGUUCCGUUAUUCCUUCGCCAUAUAUUUUCAAUAAAUUCCAAUUCUACGAGGUUUUUGAAGAAAACGACAAAAGUUUUAAGUUUGUAAAACAUGUUUCGACAGAAACUUCUGUCAUCUUCAGUUGAUUACUAUACAAAGCGUUGAAGGUUGAAUUUAUAAUAAAUAGAGUGAUGCUUCAAAGGGUCUUUGGAAACGUCCUUACAUGGUGUAAUUGUUGAUUCAAAGAGGGUUGUUCUCUUUGAAUAUGACUAACCUCUUUUAUCUUGAGUUGAAAACCGGAGGGCGUGAUCCAAAACAUGGAGGCUAUCUGCUGAACACAAAGCGCGACAAUGUUCAGAAUCUUGCAGAUGUUUGAAAAUGUGAGUGCUCUCUAACACGCGUGGAAAGAUGCCGACGGGCUCCGUUUACGUGUGGUUUAUAAGUUUGCAUGUGUUGGCUGUAAUGCCUGUUACCUCCGCGAAACGUGCCAUGUAAAUCUCAAACUAUCCUUUUAAUUAUCACACUUUCAUGCUUUACCUCCUUCUUGUUGUCACCAUUUAUCAUAAUUAGCAUUUUUCUAUCUAUAUAAAUUCAACUUCCAGUGACAGGGCCUCUCACAUUUUCAAACAUCAGCGAGAUUCUGAACAUUGUCGCGCUUUGAGUUCAGCAGAUAGCUCAUAUGUUUUAGAUCACGCCUUAAAAGACUUAAAAGUUUUGUCGCUUUCUUUAAGUUCUUGACUAGCCUGCUAAUAUCAAGACCCUUCAGAAACAUUUUUCUCUACGAGGUUUGCAUUCAAAAGCUAGCUUUCUCGACAAAGAAUCUUUCAAUUCAUCAGAGCUUACUUUUCGGUUUCAGGAUCGACGAAAAAACUCUGAGGAGUUUCCACGGUCCUUCUGGGAAGGCGUUCGCGAAGGAACGUGGUGGGCAGUGGUUACCAUGACUACUGUUGGGUUUGUGGAAAUCACCUACUCUAGAUAAUUCUAUCAUGCAAAUUUAUUCACUCAAGCGGCAAAAAUUGUAGGAUGACUGGUUGCUGAUGAUUACUUGAUUUAUCUUACUUUGGGCGUGUGAAGACCAGAUAACUAGAAUAUUUUCUUACGGAUCAUUCUGGCCGGAUUUUAGAGAACUGCUGUAAUGCAUACCUAGAGAAACUGUACAAAAAAGUUAACUCUACUAUCUAAACAACUGUAUUUUUUUUCCUUUCUUUUCAAGAUAUGGAGACAAGUCCCCAAGUCUUCACUAGCUCGUAUUUAUGCUGCAGCUUGGAUGAUAAUCGGUAUGAUCAUUCUCUCCAUAUUCGCAGCUGAAGUUUCCUCCAUAUUGACAGCAAGUCAGACAAAACCUCACCAUUCUCUCCUGAAUCGAUCUGUAAUUAUAUCUUUAAAUCGUUAUUACUUUUUGUCUCAAUUGUCCUCGUGUAAAUGACAUGUAUGUUUAAUUUUGCAUAAUUUUGAAUCUCAAGCAUGAAAGGUACUGAAUAAUGCUUGCAAGAUGUUACAGGAUAUUAUGUUGAACUGUUCAAAUCGCACAAAAGGAAAAAAAAAAUUCAAAUAUUAGCGAAAGUCUCACGAUUAAUCCCCUGUAAAUUACAUUGCGACGUUUUUUGUGCAUGGUAUUAGGCUUUAUCGGGCGAUGAAGUCUUGAAUGUAAUGUUCAUUUUCAGCAAUAGCGACUUGCGCGAUAUGAUCCUCGUUGUUUCAGUUGGUCAGGUUGGACAAGCACCAAAACUUUUUUCGGUUCUAGUUUUCAAAGAUGGGCUUCAUAUUUAGUAAACAAACCCCUCAGGUGGCUGGUAAAUCGACUGAUAAUGCCCGCCGCUGCGACAUUUUCCGAAAAAUGAAUAUUUGGCCGAGAAGCGAAGCUCAGGUCAAGAGACAAAACCAAAUAUGACCACCGACAGAAGUCGCUGUUCGACAAACAAGCUUUAUAAAUUACGCAAAGGUAAAACUUGAACAACUUUAAAAAGAACUCAUAAUUAUAACAAAGCACCAAGCCGACAGACCAGCACGCCUGAACAGGUGUUAUUUAUUUUAGAACUCUUUUGCUAAUUUCCGUAUCCCGCUUUGACAGAAAAUUUUGUUGACUUUUUUUUGUACUGUCCGAAGCAGCAUUUCAAAUCAGCUUUUUUGAUGUCACUACCACCGGACUAUACAAACGAGUUCGUUUUUUCCUCCAUAUAAAGUAAUGAUGAUGAAAAGUGAAAUUCUUGAGGUGGCUUUUCUCCGCUGACUUUCGACGCACAUAUCAAACUCUUUCCCCAGUGCGACGAACAUUUGUUUUUCGGUUCCAGGUGUACGCAACCACUAACCCCACGUAAUACGCAUGCUCUCCGUUACGAAUUUUCAAAAUGGCGGACAGGUUAAAGAGGGAAAUUAAAAAACACAAAGCGAUUUUGCAAUGAAUUCUCAACAUACACCCUCGUUAGAAAGGCGAAUCCACGGAAGAAAGAUACAAAACUGUAUGAUAUUGAGAUCGAUAUGAUAUUAAAUCGAUAACGAGGGCCCGUUUCAUUGCCUUCCACCACGAUUAUUAGCUUUGUUGACAGCUUUCUGAAGGCAGAAUACUUUCUUUCUGAAGAUUUCAGAUAUGCGGCUAUUGAUUAUUACACCUCGUAUACCUGAUUGCUCAAACACUUUGUUUACGAUUGUUGAAAGGACCGACUCAUGGUUCUCCGUCUUCGUCUUGACAUUGCUUUGAAAUAGUAUAGACUAGUAAGCUGAAACGAAAAAUUAAUCAGGGAAGUUUACGAAAAAUCCAGCAAACAAGCUUUAAAAAGGCAUUUAUUCAUACUUCAUACUUCAAUGAACUUCACAAAUCUUACUUGUUUAUCUUGUAAGUAAACGAUGGCAGAUUAAUUCCCGAAGCGCUUUCUGAGUUUCCCGAUCCCUCUCCUACUGCUUUCACGCUUACAAAACAAGAAAAAUCAAAAGGAGGAAGAUACAGCUGUUUUGAAACGCCAUUUGACGAAGGUAAAUCUGCUUUUGUUCGACACUUUACAUAUCAAAACAAAGGAAUUUGUUCCUCCUUUUGAUUCUGGCGGUACAUUUUUUAAUUUGCGCCUGCGUAAAGAGAUAUCGCCCGAGACCCUUCGCUCGGUCGUGUUUUGAUCAAAAACGCCUUGUUAAUUUCACGCAACCGCUCGGAGAAAAGGUAAAAAUGACGAGGGAAAAACUUUACCUUCAAGUCAGAAAAUUAGCGAAAUAGAAAGCCACAAUAUUAUAGUUUAAUAUUUCAGAGGUACAUUGAGUGCUUUUUCCGUAGAGAAUCCGCACGAUGGUAAAACAUUCGAAAAUUACACUCGAUUUGAGUGGGGUGUUGAAGUGGACGUGGUCACUACAUUCAUGUUAAGACUAUUUGUACCCCAUGAGUUUGAUAUGAAUAAUCGGAGGACAUAUAUCGACGUGAACAGGGGUUGUUGCUUGAUAAUUGUGAUGCUGAAAAUAUUUGGCGCAAUUCGAUCAAGAGAUUUAAUUCCCCAAGGUCUCCCCAAGGUCAGUCGGCCUAUAACCCAAACAUGUUCACUGAGAGAAUUCUUAAGGGUAUGCACUAUAAAGGCGAUUUAAUAGACCCGUAGUGGCAACAACAGUGGCAGCAAUAGGAGGCUAUAAAAGGCAAUACAAAAAAGAAGAAAGACGCAUAAGAAUCUUCGUACCUAUCGCUAGCGCGGGCUUGUUUCGAAGUUAAUUAGUUUCCCUGUUAACGACGCAACAACCUAAACUUUUCUACCCUUAUGCUCUCUUACAGAUCGGAGUCCCUAAUGGCAGCAAGCAGUACUUUCAGGAGGAGUUCAGAGGCGCAAAAAUCAUAG
Messenger RNA from Pocillopora meandrina, 4754 nucleotides. The record is from the annotation of a GenBank genome assembly. NCBI's taxonomy places the organism in Eukaryota, Metazoa, Cnidaria, Anthozoa, Scleractinia, Pocilloporidae.